Molecule: messenger RNA, 2497 nt
Organism: Eurytemora carolleeae
Lineage: Eukaryota; Metazoa; Arthropoda; Copepoda; Calanoida; Temoridae
Product: PMS1 protein homolog 1
Exons: 13
Coding region: 26-2476 (816 amino acids)
Biological process (GO): mismatch repair
Cellular component (GO): MutLalpha complex
Molecular function (GO): ATP-dependent DNA damage sensor activity; mismatched DNA binding; ATP binding
Source: RefSeq, a predicted model, not a curated record
GAAAUGUUAGUUUCAGAUCUUAACAAUGUCAAUAACUAUUUUACCCCAGGAUACUGUGCAUCUUCUAAAAUCAGGACAGGUUAUCUCCAGUGUAUACGGAGCUGUAAAGGAGCUGGUGGAGAACAGCCUGGAUGCAGGCUCCACUAAUGUUGAGGUUAGACUGGAGGAUUACGGUCUCGCCAAACUGGAGGUCAGAGAUAAUGGAGGAGGAGUAGAAAAAGCUGAUGUACCAGCAAUGGUGCAACCCCACUCCACCAGCAAAAUAGCAUCCUUCGCGGAGGUUGAGAACGUUCUCACCUACGGGUUCCGGGGAGAGGCUCUCUCUGCUCUCUGUGCAGUUUCAACUCUUCAGAUCACUACCAAGACAAAAACAGAUUUGGUCGCUUCCACAUUUUCUUUUAAUAAUGACUUCACUAUCCAGAAAAUUGUUUCACAGGCUGGAAAACCCGGUACAACCGUAACUGCCAGUAAUUUAUUCUCAAACCUACCAGUGCGCCGCCAUUACUAUAAAGACGUACACCGGAAGAAAGAAGAACUAAAGAAAGUUGAACGCGUGAUUGCCGCGUUUUCGAUUAUAAACCCUGGAGUUAGGUUUUCAAUUCAUCAUAAUAAAAGCAAUAUUUUCGGCAAGAUUUCCUGCUCCACACUAAGUCAAAGCUUUGGGGCGGUCUUAGGACAAACUAGUCGAACAAAAAUGAACGAAUUCAGUUUAGAGAUAGAUCCUGUUACUGGUCAGGUUACAGAGCAGCUUGAUCCUGAUGCUUUGGUUAAACUGCAUUCAUUUAUCAUCCUUCCUAAGAAGUUUGCUGGUAUGGGAGUGGAGCUGGGAAGAACAGGUCCCGAGAAAACAUUCAUUUUCAUCAACAAGCGGCCAGUGGAGCACAAGGAACUGGAGAAGGUUCUAAAACGUGUGUUUAGCUCCGCAGCAGGGUUAGAAACGGAGAAGUAUCCUGUAAGCUUGCUAAGUAUUACUGUCGGAGCAGAGGAGAGAAAACAUAUGGAUGCAAAUCUUGAACCCAACAAGCAAAAAGUAGGUUUGGGUUUCUUAUCUCAGCUGUGCAGUGGCCUACAGGAAUACCUUGAAAGAAUGUAUGGACUGAACAAGAACGGAGCUGAUCUAAUCACAGCAGAUUCAUCGAAGCACAACACAACUAGUCCAGAAUCUUGUUUUACUAUGAUCGGAGAAACCCAGCCCUGGCCGGAGGACAAGGAGAAUAUUGAUCAUGGAACAGUUUCUCAAUUCUUUGCUAGACAUCAGGGACAGAAUAAUGUUGGGACGGGUUCAGAUUCUUCGGAAACUCAUGCAAUUCAACCUGAGACCUGGGAUGCUCGGGAUAAUGAGGAUGAGCCUAGAAGUAGUCUUGUUUUAAAACCUGAAAUGUUUCAGACUCCAGAACUACCAGGAUUGGAUGCAGUUUAUAUUAAUAGGUUAAAGGAUGGAGAUUUUACCGAGGUUGAUGAAGAGGAUGAACUAGAUUUCGAGGCUGGGGAUUCCGGAUACCAGUUACCCGAGAACCCGUUCAUACAGUUUGAAACCGAGGUCGGAGAUAGUAUGGAGGACUGGGAGGACGAAGAGAGGUUAAACACUGACCUCAACUCAGUUGGAUUCAGUUCUGGAGAUAUUUCUGGUUCAGAGUUCGAAAAGAAGGCUCAAGGAGGUCAAUCAUCUAUUUCGGUCUCUGCUUGGGCUACAGGUAGGAUGAAAUCAGAGUGUGGUGAAAUUCUUCAGCCUGUUAAACUCCAUUCAACUUCACACAAUCUUAAUACUGGUUUUACCUCUGGUUCUAACUCCGGUCCUAAACCAUAUCUUCGCGUAGAACCGGAGAAAAUCCUUCAAUCUUCUCCUGAAUCUGGACCUACCCGGAGAAAUGAACUGAAGAAAAGGAAGUUUGACGAGUCUACUCCAAGAAUUGAUAUUUUUCUCCAAUCCUCCGCCAAGAAGAGAAAAGAAAAACCAGCCUUGCAACCUAAAACUAGAGUUGUCUCCGUCCCGUUUAAGUUGAGUAUUUGCCGACGGCGGAAAGCGGAGGAGACAAUUAAGUCAGGCCUGAUAGGAACCAUUACAACAGAUAAAGGGGAGGGUUGGGUGUAUUCUGGAGACGGAGAAUUGAACUUAAUCCAUCCUCUUCGUCUGAAGGAAAGAAUGAUUUAUGAUCGCUUGCUUGCAUCUCAUCCUCUUCCAUCAUCCAAACUUACAGAGCCCAUCAUCCUUCAUCCAGGAAGUUUGGAGGAUGUUCAGGUUCAAACUCUUCUAUCCCUCUACACAAACACAAAACAGUGUCCUGCUCGUGUCACGGAUACAAGGUUAACCCUGAACGGAUUCGAUAUUGCAAAGUACGAUUUACAAGAUGGAGAUUCUCUGUUCAAACUGGAGGGAACAAACACAGAUAUUCAGUUCUAUGGUUUAGCUGAUCUCCAGGAAGUUCUGAAUCUUAUCUCUAAAUCUCAAGUAGAUUCUGUGUCAGCGUCCAGGUAAAUUUUGGCAGAUAUUAUGGAA